Messenger RNA from Medicago truncatula (barrel medic), 330 nucleotides. Its product is annotated as linoleate 9S-lipoxygenase 1. The transcript has a single exon. Lineage: Eukaryota; Viridiplantae; Streptophyta; Magnoliopsida; Fabales; Fabaceae. The record is from RefSeq and is a predicted model, not a curated record. Gene Ontology annotation, molecular function: metal ion binding; oxidoreductase activity, acting on single donors with incorporation of molecular oxygen, incorporation of two atoms of oxygen. Gene Ontology annotation, biological process: lipid oxidation. The coding region runs from base 1 to 330 and encodes 109 amino acids.
AUGCCUGAAAAAAGGACUCAAGAAUACAAUCAACUUGUGGAAAAUCCUGACAAGCCUUUUUUGAAGACAAUUACUUCACAGUUUCAAGCUGUUCUUGACAUUUCACUUUUGAAAAUCUUGUCUGGGCAGAGAGAGACCAAACAUUUAACAUCUAAUGUAAAGGCAUUGGAUUGGAGGCUUUUUGAGAAGUUUGACAAUAAACUUGCAGAAAUUGAGAAAAGGAUUGUGAUAAUGAACAAUGAUGAAAAACUAAGCAAAGCAACGUGUAUGGUCCAGUCCAGUGAAGGAGGACGAACUGGCAUAGGGAUUCCUAAUAGCAUCUCAAUUUAA